This is a messenger RNA of Aspergillus calidoustus, 1223 nucleotides long. The record is from the annotation of a GenBank genome assembly. Lineage: Eukaryota; Fungi; Ascomycota; Eurotiomycetes; Eurotiales; Aspergillaceae.
AUGACACAGUUUGACCAUUGCGACGAGCAACGGCAUUUCCAACUCGUGGUUCCCCGUCGGGCACAGCACUGUCCCACUCUCCAAAACGCCAUUUUCGCAGCAUCCUCUCGUCGCCUCUACCGUCUUCCACAGUACCGCACCGAUCGUGGUAUUGUAUACUGCGGCCAAUUGCUCCACGAGCUCAAAGAAUCUACCGCUCUGGAGUACAUGCUAAAAUGCAUCCCGGACCUGAUCGAGUUCCCCAAGAUCCAGGAUCCCGUCGAGCAGGAGAAUAUCAUGGCAGCGACCGUCAUACUGCGCCAGUAUGAGGAAAUCGAAGAGGAUGUCGAUGAUGAUGGAGAUGACAUGAGGACUGAGACCCAUCAUCAUUCCUUCGAACGGGUCAAUUUCUUGGGCAUCACGCAGACGAUCAUUGACGCGAUGAGCACAUCUCCAAUUCGUUCUUCACUUGCACGUGCCUGUUAUUGGAUCACCAUCCGGCAGGAAACAUACUAUGCCUUGACGAGAGAGACUGUUCCGCAUUUGCGUUUCGACUCGGAUCGUUGGCCAAAUGCUUCCAUCGCGGAUGAUAUGAUUCUGUUUGCUGGACAGGUUGCCACAUGGUGCUGGACUGAGAAGUCAUCGGAACAGUGGUGGCGUCUCAAAGGCCAAGAACAGCUGCUGCUCCAUAAUUCCUCGGAAGAGUUGAAGCCUCUCCUGGAUCUCAAACCAAAGAAAUCAAUCGGCGAGGUCUUUCCGACGAUUUGGUACAGCUUCGACGUCCAAGUGACAGCGAUCCAGCAUCUCCGACUCGCCCAACUGAUCCUGACCGCGGAGAACCCGCAGCUUGAGACCGCCAAUCGAGCAACCCAUCGAAAAGCCGAAGCAGAGGUCCGAUCGAUCGUCCUAGAGAUAUGCGGAAUUGCUCUGUGCCAUCGCCAGAUCCAACCCGCAUUAGUCAAUGCCGUUAUUGCGAUUACCUUGUACGGAGAAUAUUUCACGGAUCAAGAGGACAGGGAUUCACUAGUGGGGAUAAUCAGCAUGACCAGUGAUAUACGGGCGUGGUCCAUGCGGAAGGCAUACCAGCGGUUGAAGGCGCGAUGGGCUAUGGUGGAUAGCGCUGAGAUAUAAAACGUCUCGAUUCCAAGAGUUGCACGUGGUCGGUUAACGGAAGUUCUGGUGUUGAAUGACUUCGAUUUCGACCCACUCUACUUUCCAAAUUUUGCUCUGCGCGUCCUUGUUCG